Messenger RNA from Zymoseptoria tritici IPO323, 698 nucleotides. RefSeq lists its product as uncharacterized. The transcript has a single exon. The record is from RefSeq and is a predicted model, not a curated record. NCBI's taxonomy places the organism in Eukaryota, Fungi, Ascomycota, Dothideomycetes, Mycosphaerellales, Mycosphaerellaceae. Gene Ontology annotation, cellular component: nucleus; cytoplasm; proteasome regulatory particle, lid subcomplex. Gene Ontology annotation, molecular function: ubiquitin binding; proteasome binding; endopeptidase activator activity. Gene Ontology annotation, biological process: ubiquitin-dependent protein catabolic process. The coding region runs from base 50 to 658 and encodes 202 amino acids.
CAACGACUCAUCCAUCGCAUCGACAAGCAUACCUCUCGCACACAACACCAUGGCGGAAGCACCGCUCAUCACAUUCAAGGCCGGUCUCUGCGACUUUCACGGCCGCAAAGUCACACCCAAGGGCACUGCAGGCUACCUCUACAUCUACUCCGAAGAUGACCUGCUACAUUUCUGCUGGCGGCCACGCUCGGCACCAUCGACCGAACCUGACCUCGACCUGAUCAUGUUUCCUCAAGACGGCCACUUCUACCCAUUGGUCAAACAACAAGGCGCAGAAGACCUCCACUCGCCUACGAACGGCCGCAUCUUCGUCCUCAAAUUCACCUCCAGCAGUCAGAAGUACUUCUUUUGGAUGCAGAGCAAGAGUCAGUCACGGGCAGGGCAUCUCAGUUGGUUCAGUCAACGGGAUCAGAGGCUGGGACAGAUCAUCGAUGCACUGUUGCAGGGCGAGGACGUUGAUGUGGAUGGCGAGAUCGCGGAUCUGCGGGCAGGCGGUGGCGGCGAUGACGGCGACAACGAUGACUUGAUGGAUCUGGACGGCGGCUCAGGUCUGGAGCGUCACGAGACGGGAGGUGCAGGACAAGAUGCUACAGGUGGAGACCCUCGAACGGAGGGCGAGGCGAGCAGAGAAGGAGGAGAGGAUGGUGGCAGGGCGUAAGUGCAUUCGCAAAGAUUCCUUCUGCAUGUUCAUGAUGGGU